AUGGUGAUGUGGACGGAAAAGUUGAGUGCCGGUAAAAUCGCCAGAGAGGUCGACAUUUCGGAGCAAACCGUUGGUGAUUGGCGUAACUUUCUGAGAGAGCACCAAAGUCGAGGCUACCUAUGGGAAGAUCGGCGGCCAAGGACAUAUUGUAGAAAUCGACGAAACGAAUCGAGAUUCAUUCGAGAAAAUAUGGGGUGGGAAGAGGAACAAACGAGGACUGGAAUAUCGGAGGUACGGUCACCCGCAUUUGCGGUUAGAGUACAUCUUAUUUCAGGAGUAGACAGAGUCACUGGAAAUGUGUUUGCCCAAAGAGUUCCAAAUCGUACCGCUGCUACGUUGGUCCCGUUACUCCAGAAGAAGAUUGAGAAGGACAGCGAAGUCUAUUCGGACGAAUGGCGAAGCUAUUCGCAACUAAUGAAGUACUUCACUGGACAUUGGACCGUCAAGCACAAAACACAAUUUGUUAAGUGAGUUGUGAUUUUUUGUUUCGGCUUAAUGGAAAGUAAUUCAGUAUGGUCGGAAAUCGAGCAGUUUGUACCAAUGGUGUGGAAGCUAUGUGGGCGCGCAUUUAA
Molecule: messenger RNA, 572 nt
Organism: Caenorhabditis sp. 36 PRJEB53466
Lineage: Eukaryota; Metazoa; Nematoda; Chromadorea; Rhabditida; Rhabditidae
Source: the annotation of a GenBank genome assembly